Molecule: messenger RNA, 3401 nt
Organism: Solenopsis invicta (red fire ant)
Lineage: Eukaryota; Metazoa; Arthropoda; Insecta; Hymenoptera; Formicidae
Exons: 4
Coding region: 96-1301 (401 amino acids)
Biological process (GO): sensory perception of smell; detection of chemical stimulus involved in sensory perception of smell
Cellular component (GO): plasma membrane
Molecular function (GO): odorant binding; olfactory receptor activity
Source: RefSeq, a predicted model, not a curated record
UAUAUAUAUAUAAUAUAUAUGUAUAUAUAUAUAUAUACAUAUACUUUUACUUUACAGAACAAUUUCUACACAUUAUAAAGAACAAUACCGGAUUAAUGGACUUUCAAAAUACAAAUCUCUUUAACGUUCGGUUAAACUUGCUUUCGGGUAAUCUAUUACCAAUGACCGACAAGUCAGACAAAUCCUCAUUUUCACUAUUCUGGAAAGUGCUUAGUAUUUUCCUGUGGUUACUGAUAUUAUUUUAUAUAAUCUCAUUAAUUUUUGCCUACUUCUCAGUAUCAAACGAGAUAGAAUUAAGCGAUGGUUUAGAUGGGUUAUACGUUAUGGAAGAAAUUGGUUUUAUAAUCUGUUACUCACGAAUUCUUGUGCAGAAAACACUGCUACAACAAAUGAUACAAAAACUGAAUGAGGCUCUAAGUAUUGAAGAUGAAAACAUGCGAUGUAUCGUAACAACGAAUCUAAAACCGCUUAAAAAUCCAUUCAGAUAUUGUUUAGUAAUUGGCGUCGGUUCUACUAUCUUCUGGUGUUGCUCAACGCUCCCGUUAAUUCUUGAAAGAAACACUUUCUACCACGCAGAUUUCGUUACACCAGCUGCUUUUUCCAAAGAACCAUUUUCUGUCGACGUUUUCGUGUUAGGCAAUGUGAUAAUAUUGGUCUGCAACAUACACUUUUUUUUAAAGAUAAUCGGCGUGGAUGUAUAUACAACACAUUUGAUAUCAUUAAUAACGGCGCAAUAUCAGUAUAUUUCUUCAAGACUUGUAUUGGCAUUUCGAAAUAAGAAACAUCCGAAUAACAGCAAUUCUCGACAAGGUAAUUCUAAAGUGGAUUCUCUCACAGCGAAAGAAAUAAAAAAUCUAUGUCGCCAACAUGUCAAUGUUAUGCACGUAACGUUAAUGUUGAAGAAACUGAUAUCUGUAAAUACCUUUUACAUAUAUAUAAUUAGUGUUUUCCGAUUCUGUUUUAUGGGUCUCGUGAUGAUUAAUGUAUCCGAGACCUUUUCAGAUGCAUGUUUUAUGUUUUUUUACGCAUCCGGUUCAGUAACACAAUUCUACGUAUUGUAUGCUUGUUUCCAGAGAUUAUCGGAAGCAAGUUCAGAAAUAACAAAUGAAGCAUUUCACGAAGAUUGGAAUCAAUUCAAUUUACCCAUAAAACGUAUGUUUUUAUUGAUGACAAUGGCUAGUAAUAAUAUUGAGAUUAAACUUUCAUUACUCGAUAGAUUCAACUUGUCUUUACCUUCAUUCAUGUCGGUAAGACAUAAAUAUGUUUUAUAUAGUCAACAGUUUGUUUCAUCAGUAUUCUAAGAAUAAAAGAUAUACACAUGUAGUUUUGUAUAAAUUUUUAAAUGUUUUUUUAGGUUUUAAACCAGGCAUAUUCUAUCGCUCUUCUGAUAUUGAAAAUAAGUUAAAGAAUAUAUAUAUUUCAUUGUUAAUAUAUUGUAUUUGUUGACAUAUGGUAAUGUAAUUUUAAUGUUAUCAAUGCAAAAAAUUCUUUCACUUUUAGAAGAAGUAGCAAAGGAAGAAUGUAAAUUAGGAUGUAAGAUAGAAAUAGAGAAUUAGGUAUAAAUAUAACUAUAGAUAUAUAUAGGUAUUUUGAAAGUAAACGCGCGCGCGCGCUGGUGUGUGUGUGUGUGUAUAAAGGGAAAGGAAAAUGUAAGGUACGGACGAAUGUAUAAGUACUAAUUGUUAAUCAAAUAUCCUGGACGGCUUGGUAUAUGCAGAAAGAGACACAGGGAACUCAAAUCACCGGCCGUUAGAGAUUGAUGUCACAAAGCAUAAAGGCUAGAGAAAGAGAUAUAGGAGACAAACAAGAAGAAAAAGGAAAAAAAAAAUUGAAAUAACUGUAUAGGACAAAGAGGCAAUAGAGGUGUAAGCAGAAAUGAAAGAAGAACCGAACUAUUUCGAAGAAUUGGAAGAAAAAUAGUCUGAUAGAAUUUAUAGAAUUUUUGCUAGGUGCAGCCGAUGAUACUCAUAUCCCUUUGCUACAUACUCAUCUGAAUCAAGAUGUGGCGCAGGCAUAUACCAACUGAUACCAAGGACACCCAGAUAAAGAAGAUACAGCAGAAGUCGAAGGUGAAGGUGGUGAAGAUACUGGUCGUGGUCGUGAUACUCUUCGUUCUCUCAUGAUUGCCUCAUUUUCUAAUUUAUCUUGUUUUAUAUUAAUAAUAUUGCAUAUUUAUUAAAAAUAAUAUUUGCAUAAUACUUCAAUGGUUUCUUUAAUCUAAAAAGUUGUAAAAUUUUUUUCGAGGUGAAGAUUCAUCAAAAAAAUAAAGGUGCACGCGAAUAAAUUAAUUUCGUAAAAAUCAAACAUUUUAUAAUAUUUCAGCUUUGUUAAAAAAAUUGAAAUAUCACGUCGUUAAUUUCUUUUCACGGUUUUAAGUAACUCUUUAGAAUUUUCAAGAAUUCUUUAAAUCGAUCUAAGAAAUAAAAUAUAAUUAAAAAAAAAAUAAUGCAAAACAUCCAUAAAAAGAAAAUUCUCCUUUUUCACCAUUUGCAGUUAGAUUAAAGUUCAGAUACUUGUAAUUUCAAAGACAUUAUUGGAUAUUGCUCGAAUCAUUAACACAAUAUUCAACAUUGUUACAUAACAACACGUUAAAACUUGUCAAAGCUUAAUACUAAACAUGCGCAAAGUACAAUCUCUAGUAUCUAUAAUUGUCGGCCGACACUUCCGCCUGUGCAAGAGCAUUCUCCUAUUGCAUGAUUUUUUAGCCACAUUUCUAUUCCCUAUUUCUUUGGAAAAUUCUCUUUAAAAUUUUGUGAAAACCUAACACCUGUUGUAAAGAUUGAAGAGUGUGCGGUAUCUUUUUUUAUUUCUUUGUAUCGUUUUCCGUAUGAAGAAACGAGGUUUUUAAUUUAAAUAUAUUUAUAAAGAGUACGAAGUACAUCAACGGCGCGGCCUCCAUUGCAUGUUCUUCUUGCAUUUGUGAAUCUAACGAAGCGGACUUGGCAAAUUCUUAUUUCUGAAGCACAAGAAUAUCACUGAGAAUGCCUAAAGAUCCAUUAAGACGUAUCGGAACGUACCAGUUCGUCAGGCUUACUCCUUUAGUAAACAACUCUGGAGGAGCAAAUAAAAAAAAUAGAGAAAGUUUGCACUUGAAAAAGGCAUUAUCACGUAUUAAGUAGCUUUUCAUUAAUUAUAAUAAAAGUAUACAAAUGUAAAUUGUUAAUAUAGUAAUAUAACAUGACUUCUCUGCCUCCCUCUCUCUUUCCCUUUCUCGCUUGAUAUAACCUAACGGAAGAUAAUAAGAUAAAGACAAAUAACACAGAUACUCGUUUUUAAAUUAACAUUACGUCGAUAUAAAUGUAUAUUAAAACUUCCAAUUUAUGCAAAACUUUAACAAACAUUUUAAGUAUAAUAUCAAAUUAAUGAAUGUUUCCAUAAUUUAAAUUAAAAAUAAACUAAAU